AUGAAUGAUCUCCCGCCUGACAAGCCGGAACUCAACUAUACAGAUACCACAAACAAUAUCCAGUACCUCGAUAACACUACUUCCAAAACUUCCACCGAUAACACAACUUCUGAUCUUCAAUCUUCUUAUCCCAUCAUUAGCUCUUCUAUAAACCAUUCUGAUAACCUAUACAACUUUCAAAACCAACAUCCUAAUCACAUCAUCCCGGAACACGGUGCAAUGCUGCUCGACCUGGAAUACCAUGCUCACAAUAACAACUCAUCAUCCACCACAUCUUCUGCAACUUCACCUUCUUCUAGCAUUUACUUUAAUUCUCAUCUCACUCCAUUGUCCUCUUCAUCAUCAUCAUCAUCUCCAUCAACAACAACAACUACAUCAACUACAACAACUCAUUUCCCAUUCCCACUCGCUGGACCUUCAACACAAUCAAUAUCUUUCCAAAACUUAUCAUCAGCAUCCCCUUCUGCAUUUUCUCGUAACGUCUAUGGUGAUACCAGUUCGUUUGUCAUGAAUAAAAGAGGAAUCGGAACAGGCAUGCGUUCAAGUACUCCAAGUCGGCUUAUCGACAAGGGCAAAAAUAGAAAAAACCCAUUUUCGAAACCUCCAAAUAGUCCAAGUGACGAUACUUUUUCAACUCCGCCGCCUUUACCACAGUCACCGCCGGCGCCACAGUCUUCAUCAGUAAAAAAAAUCAUAACUCUCACAUCUUCUAGCAAUGAUUCCUAUCAGGGUCCUGCUUCGUCCACACCCAGCGUUGAGCCUUUAUUGGAUGAAAAAAUUUUUGCGCAUGUAGGAGUAACAAGCCACAAUCUCAAAGGCUCCUCCCCUAUCCCCACCACCACCACAACAACAACAACAACAACAACAACAACCAAAACCACCACCACCAUAAAUAACAACAAUACUGCUGCUGCUGCUAUUAAAACUUUUACACCCACUACCUCCAACAAUCAUAAAAAUAUUGCUAGCAGUACCUCAAAUAUUCGCCAUGGAUCAUCUGCUGAGAUUCUUGGGAAACCUCCGGACGGGAAAAGUAUCGACUCAUCUUUGCAAAAUUCUACUACUGAAAUUUCUACUACUGGCGUGACUUCCAAUAAUUUGAGUAAUACCAAACAUCCUUCUACUUCCUCUUCUUCAUCGACAUCUUCUUCCUCAUCUUCAUCAUCAUCAUCAUCAUCAUCUUCUUCUUCUUCUUCUUCUUCUUCUUCUUCUUCUUCUUCUUCUUCUUCUUCCGCAUCUUCAACAUCUUUAACAUCUUCUUCUACCUCUUCACUUUUACAAGAUUAUGCUUCUUCUUCUUCCCCUCCACUUUCCAACUUGACUUUCCUUCCCUUUCCUUUAGUUCAAACAACACAACCUUCUUCUAUCUCUUCUACAACCUCUUCUACUCGAACAGUCCCCAGAAAUAAAGAUACAAGUGACGAGAAUAAUCAAUCACCUUCUAUUGAUAAUAGUUCAUCAUCAUCAUCAUCUUCUUCUUCUUCUACAUCAUCUUCUUCCUUUUUACCAAGUUUAGAAAAUACUUGGGUUUUGGAUACUCUCAUCUCAGGCAUGAAUAACAACUCUACAAGUGGGGCCGAUUCAGACCCAAUUGCUUCCGAAAAUAUCCAGCAGCAAGAUUCAAGCACCCCAACAAUCCAUCCAACAAUCCCAGAUCAUAUACCCUCUUCUUCCUCUUCUUCCUCUUCCUCUACGUCUACAACUGCUGCUCCGUCUUCUAAUCCAUCUCUACUUUCAAUUAACCCUUUCCUUGAUUUCCUUUCAACAACUACUCCUCCACCUCCUUCUUCAUCUUCAUCUUCAUCGCUACCUCCUUCAGCUACUGCUCCAACAUUUAAUGUAUCUUGGAAACGUUCCAGAAGCAAUGCAACUCCUUCAUCAUCAUCAUCUUCUUCAUCAACUUAUGCUGCAAACAUUCAACAAUUCCUCAACCAGUUAAAUGAAUCCCCAGAAUCAUUUGAAAGCGAUUUGAGUCCUGAAGACAGUACUAAAAUUCAACGACAUGGUACUUCAUUUUCAAGUUAUCAUUCAGAACCUGCAACAUCUCCAUUUGUUGUUCCUGUAACAACAUCUUCCUCUGCAUCUCCUCUGGCUUCCGUCUUAACUUACCCACUCUCGGGUCCAGACGUCUCACCUCAUAGAAGGUCUUCCUCAGCUUUUACAAAUAUGGUCCAUCAAUCCAUCAUGGGCAAAAACAUUCAAGGAGCUCAAAAUAUUUCUCCUGCAUCUACUGGUGAGCUUGUAUCCCCUCCUGCUGCUCAAAAUUCUCCUCUGGCAUCAACUCCAAGCAUUUCUCCAAACCUUACUUCUCACCAAGGAUUGGUUGUUUCUGCUUCUUCUUCAACUCCAUCUUCUACUGGUCCUAGUGGUGCAAUUGCAUCAACUCCAAGUGAAACUGGCACUCCAGAAGACUCUCGAGUGUCAAUUCUACGCUCGUCUUUCCAAGUGAAAAAUGAGGCUUCUAUAAAUUCGCCUCAAUCUUCUUCUUCACCAAUUACUACAGUCCCAAGUCCAACAUCUUCUCUAAUAACUGCAGCAUCAACUUCUCCUCAAAUCCGAAGCGAUACCAUUGUUUCAGGUACUACCGGUACCAGUGUUGCUACAACAGCUGCAGGUGUUGCGGCAAACGCACAAAAAAUCUUCAAGUGCCCUCAGUGUCCGUUAUCAUUCCGCAGAAAUCAUGAUCUCAAACGUCAUGUCAAGAUCCAUUUGCCUGUGCGUCCAUAUACUUGCUCGCUUUGCGAAAAGGCGUUUAAUCGCAAGGACGCACUGCGGAGACAUCUUUUAUCUAACGCGUGCAGGAAACGACCAAAUAGAAGGCCUGUAACUGCAGCGGCAGCAGCAGCAGCAGUUGCGGCAGCAACAGCAGCUUCUUCUUCUUCUUUAUCGAUGGUGACUGGAAAGGUUGGGAAUAACAGCGAGGGGUCUUCUGCCACAUCAACAAGUUCAAAUUCUGCAGGGCUGGGAUUACAAGAAACUGUGGCGUCUGCAGCAACAGCCACAAUCUCAACACCAUCUGGAGCCAAUGUGAAUUCGUCACCGUCGCCCACCAGUGUACAAAUGGCACCGAGCCCGCUGGCAACUGCACAAGGAUUUCCACAGAGCAUUUUGGGAACCACCGACUUUGACCUGACGCCCAUUCUAACACGUACUGGUGCUGUAGCAGCUUCUAGUGGUGGUGUGCUUAAAGAUGGGUACAAUUUUAAAAGCAGCAUUAGUAGUAGCGAUAACAAUAGUGACAACUUAAGUGAUGGUAAAGAUAAGGGCAGGAGUAGCAAGGGUGGCAUUGACCAAAACUUGUGGAACUCACUUAUGAACCACCUAGCAACAGGAAUGCUUGAGUAUCGUCAAGGUAGCAGCGGUGCACCAUCGUUAUCAUCAACAUUAUCAUCUACAGGUCCCAAGUUUCUUUCAAGGAAAGAUUCUCCUGGGGGCCCUUCAGAUGCAUUUAAAAACCAUCGCUCAUUGUCAUUGCCCAUUUCAGUAGAAGCCGCUGCUGCUUCCAAACAUCAUUCGUUGUCUCUUCCUGAAACAUUGGAGAGUGCGCAAGCUACAGCAGCAGCUGGAGCAUCUGAUAAUAAUAAUAAUAAUAAUAAUAACAAUAACAAUAACAAUAACACUCAUGCGGCCGAGUUGGGCAACAAUCAUUUGCCAAGCCAGCUGCGCAAAACUCACACAACAACAACUAAAUCAUCAGUUGUUUCUGAGUACAUGGAUAGUCUGACGCGGGCACGAGUCACAGCUAACAAUUCAAAUUUAGGCUCUGGAACUCUACAAUCAACAAGCCAAGGAGACAAUAUGCUUGGCCGUCAUUCGCCUUUGGCAGGUAGUGUUAAUGCCCGGUCAAUCCUAGAAUCGCCAGAGCAGGCAGACAUUGCCGGGAUCCUUGAUGAUUUCAUUGAUCCCUCAUUAUCGCAAAUUCUUGGAUUAGACUUGACUCAAAGUCAGUCUUCUUCUUCAUCUUUUGCAGCAGCAGCAGCUGCUGCUGCUAGUGGGAAUACUUACUUGCACAGCCAGCACCCCCUUGGACCCAGUCAGUAUCAUGCAAACGUUUCGUCUCAAUCAAAUGCAAAUAUAACCAUGUCUGCAAACAUUGAUCCAGCAAUCCAAAGCCUGACACAACAGAUUGAGCAGCAGAUGCAUCAACUUGUGCGAGGUGAAGGAGGAGGAGGAGGGAGUGGUAGUAGUAAUUCUGCUGCUGAUACUGCUGAUGAUUUACAAUUUGGAGAGAUUGAUGCUGAAAUGAUGCGAUUAUUUCAAGAAUCUGCUCAAAUGUAUGCACCAUCAGCUACUGGAACAGUUCCAGGACAAUCUUCUUCUUCAGCUGUGGUUGUGGGGGUUGAGUCAUUAGAUAAAGAUAUAGAAGGCGAUUUUUUCAUGAAAGAUGUGUGA
This is a messenger RNA of Magnusiomyces paraingens, 4392 nucleotides long. RefSeq lists its product as uncharacterized. NCBI's taxonomy places the organism in Eukaryota, Fungi, Ascomycota, Dipodascomycetes, Dipodascales, Dipodascaceae. Gene Ontology annotation, molecular function: RNA polymerase II cis-regulatory region sequence-specific DNA binding; DNA-binding transcription factor activity, RNA polymerase II-specific. The record is from RefSeq and is a predicted model, not a curated record. The transcript is spliced from 2 exons. Gene Ontology annotation, biological process: regulation of DNA-templated transcription. Bases 1 to 4392 code for a protein of 1463 amino acids.